CAGUAACUGCAGGUGCAGUAAAGGAGACUCUCAGCUCUCACGUGUCUCGACUGAAAACCAAAGUUUACUCUGAGAACUUCAGGUUGUUGUGUCCUUGUAUUCAUGGCUCUCCUCACCAAUGUCGCCAUCCUGCUGGUCUUGGCUUGCAUUUCCCAUCAGCUGAUGUUGAGCAGCUGCCAGAAGAGCCAUGGACGGCGGGGAAGAGGGGUGGACCGAGGGCAACACAAGGUCAAGCCAGGGCCGAAGGUGAGCCGCCAGUCCAAAGCGGUCCCUGCGCAGCCCAUUAAGGGCAAAAUAGUCACCAAAGACAAGUCCGAGUGCACCUGGGCAGCAACAGGUGAGGACAGCUUCAUCCUCGGGGUCACCUGCAAGAAGGGGGGCAGGAGCUUCAGCUGUGAAUACGUCGCCAGACCGUCCGUCUGUCAACAGUACGCUUCCAAUGUCAAACUCUACUGGAAGCAAAUCGCCAGGGCGCUGAAGAAGCAGAAGGGUUUGUGCCAGGACAGUGGUGCGUUGGUCAGGGCGGGUGUGUGCAGGAGAGCUGCCAGAGAUGCUCAUUUCAGACUCCACAAUGCUCAGAGGAAGACUCCCCCACCUUCUUCUCCACAACCUGCACCCAGAGCUGUCAAAUCCUGUCAACCUGCUAACAAGAAGCUGGCUGAGGAGCACUGCAACGACUCCUGGUCGAGUUUUUGCACAUUCUUUUUUACUAUGGUGCAGGAUUAUGACUGCUGAGACAGAAAAAAUUAGUUGCUAAAAUGAAUUCAGCUCUCUAUGC
Molecule: messenger RNA, 778 nt
Organism: Anoplopoma fimbria (sablefish)
Lineage: Eukaryota; Metazoa; Chordata; Actinopteri; Perciformes; Anoplopomatidae
Gene: fgfbp1a
Product: fibroblast growth factor binding protein 1a
Exons: 2
Coding region: 103-735 (210 amino acids)
Biological process (GO): cell-cell signaling
Molecular function (GO): growth factor binding
Source: RefSeq, a predicted model, not a curated record